CUUUUGUACUUUUUUGUAUGAAAAACUGGAAAUGCAACAGUUUGAAGUCUGAAAGCAUCCUAGCAUUCAGCUAAACUUUGCCUCUUCAAGAUACAUUGUUUUUACUUAUUUUUUUACCUAAUUUUUUUAGUAAUACCACAGCACAGCUGAAGGGGUACUGUAGCAAGCUAUACUUUUGUGUAUUACCCAAGGAUGCAGUCCAGGUUUAGAAUUCCGAACUGUGACAGUAGUCUGGGACCUGGCAAGCUGCUGAAAUGAACAGUAAAUUGAGACUUCUUAACUGGAAGGUGAAAGAGUGUGUUUCGGAAGGUUUUGUGCACGCUGUUGUCUUAAUACUGCGAAGAAAACAAAUCUGUGUCUUUAGUGAAUGCCUGCCACCAGGUUAAUAACAUACAUCUUCAGAGAUAGUUAUCCUUACAUGUAUUCACAGGCUUCCUGUGCCCCCUUUUCUGCUUGUCUGCAGCCUUCAAGUAUUUUCCUUGGAAUUCACCAAAUCAAAAAUGAGUACGUCUUUCAUCAUCCCAUGUAUCACGGCACUAUUAUUUUGUCAUAUUGUUUUCUUAUAUCUGGUAUUCAGUGAUUUCUAAGUACUGUUAUAGUAAGAACAGACUGGACGUUAGUGGGAGAAUAGAGUGUUUUAGGAACUAUAUAGUCAGAUCAGAUUUACCAGGAAUGCAGUUUGAAAUGUCCUUCAGCCUUUCUGCUUUUCUUGUGACUGGACUGUUUAAUUUGUCCUUGAGCAAUUCUGCUUGUCUUGUUUUGGAACUGUUUGGAACUGUUUAUAUGAGCUGAGUGAUUUGCUUUGUUGCUCUUAGAUGAGUUUGUUUCUCCUGUGAUGUGUUACAAUGCCAUCUGCAUUGACUGACUUGAAAAAUUGCAGUCAGAAAGUUUCUAGAAGUUGCAAUUGCAUUUGUGUUGAAUAAUGAAGAAUGAGUGCACAAAUCACAAUUUCUCGUGUCUCAGGACAGUGCUGCAGAGCCAGCAGCCUUCUCAAAGCUGUAUCCUGGUUUUUGUCUGUAUGCACAUUUGGCAGCAGUUUUUUCACAUUGUCUCCUCCAGAAGGCUUGUCACUUGAAUAGCAGUGCUACAAUUAUGCUCAACCUAUAAGUAGAGUGGAUCUUUUGAAAACUAUUCUCAAACAAAAAGCUUCAGUUAAUGUUUACAUAUGCCACUCCUGUUUUGAGGGAUUGUACUAGACUUUACAGUAUUUCACCAAACCUCAUUGUGACAUGUAGGUGAAAAGUGGAAAGGGGGGUGUGAUUCUGUCCUUUCAAAUCAUUAGGCUGACAUAACUGAAAAGCUGCUUGCACAGCUUCCUUUUAACAAAUGCCAAUUUCCUACUUCAGCUGCUAGCGGCAGAACCCAAAACAAAUCAGAUGUCUGGGACCAUGAUCCUGGCAGUGAAGGUGGACUCCAAGCAAUAUGUUCUUGCCAAGUACCUGAUGGAGUUGUGCAUUGGGGACUAUGAUAUGGAUCACCUCCCUCCAUCUGGGAUUGCAGCAGCUGUUUUCUGUUUGCCUCUGAAGCUCCUUAAUGGAUGUGAGUUGUUACCAUCUCUGCAACAUUACAUGUUUUACACUGAGAGUGACCUUCUACCAAUUGUGCAGUAUAUGGCAAAGAAUGUAGUCCUUGUGAAUCAGGAUGCUGCCACCAGAAGGAGAACAGCAGGUCAGGCAGAAGGAUUACGGCGCUUUGCCUGCUGCUCUCAGCGAUAUUUUUUAUUUUCUUUUGCCUUCACGGCGCACACCACCCACACGUUCCCGCGCUGCCCUCAGGCCGAGCCCCGCCCCGCUGCUCGGCGCAGGCGCGGGGCGCGCGGGUCGCCGGGAGACGCGCGGUUUGGAUGAGGGCGAUGGCGGCGCUGCUCAGGAAAUUGGAGCAGGAGC
Molecule: messenger RNA, 1886 nt
Organism: Empidonax traillii (willow flycatcher)
Lineage: Eukaryota; Metazoa; Chordata; Aves; Passeriformes; Tyrannidae
Gene: CCNB1
Product: cyclin B1
Exons: 4
Coding region: 1377-1847 (156 amino acids)
Source: RefSeq, a predicted model, not a curated record